Molecule: messenger RNA, 2992 nt
Organism: Chiloscyllium plagiosum (whitespotted bambooshark)
Lineage: Eukaryota; Metazoa; Chordata; Chondrichthyes; Orectolobiformes; Hemiscylliidae
Gene: zic2a
Product: zic family member 2 (odd-paired homolog, Drosophila), a
Biological process (GO): regulation of transcription by RNA polymerase II
Cellular component (GO): nucleus
Molecular function (GO): DNA-binding transcription factor activity, RNA polymerase II-specific; RNA polymerase II cis-regulatory region sequence-specific DNA binding
Source: RefSeq, a predicted model, not a curated record
CAGUCAGUACUCGCACUCUGCAUCAUAUGACAGGAGCGGGACCAGCUUAAGGUACCCCCCCCCCCCCUCAUAAGACACACUCUAUCCCUUCCUCCCCCACCCCCCACAACCCCUUCCCAUUCCCUCCUCCCUCCCCACACAUUCCUCGGAAGGAUGCCCUUAUCUCAACUCCUCAUUUAACUGCCUUCUGAUCACCGCUAUCGCCGACAACAGUGCAUCUGCUCAGAAGAGAAAGAGAGACAAACAGGGAGGAAGAGGCUUCAAAGAAGACGGUUCCUGCUCCGUGGGAAUUGCUGCUGCAACAACUUCUACGUGAUCGCAAUAAAAACUAUUCUAGAGGACAGAGAGAGAAGAAGACAGAGAGAGAGAAAGUUGUACCUGAUCAUUUGGCUCGAUCUGUUUUAUCAUCGCUUAUUUAUUUCUCAAGGAAGGCAGAAACUGUUACAAGAAAAGAAAGAGGCCAAGAUUUGGAUUCGAGCUGUUGAAUUCAUGGACUGGUGCGUUUUGGCUUCUUCAGAAAUCGCUCAUAAACAAUAACAAGAGGGGAAAAGGCGUCUCUGAGUUGCUGCUUGAUUCCUGUGUGUGUGUGUGUGUGUGUGUUGUGGUGUCCGUGGGUGGGGAGAUCUCUCUGCCUCUCUCCCCUGCCUUUAUUUUUUUGUUGUGGAAAGCAUGUUGCUCGAUGCGGGACCCCAGUUCCCGAGCCUCGGGGUGGGCACAUUCGCCAGGCACCACCAUCAUCACCACCACCAUCACCACUCUGGCGCCGAUAUGUCCGAACGGGACCUCGGCUUGUCUCAGAACAGCUUCGUCGACUCGCCUCACAUGGGAGCUUUCAAACUGAACGGCGGAGUGCACCACGACCUGUCGUCCCCGGGUCAGAGCUCGGCUUUCAGCUCGCAAGCCACCGCCGGGCCGGGCUACGCGGCCGCUUUGGCUCCCCACGCCGCUCAUGUGAGCUCAUACUCGGGCGCCGCUUUCAACUCCACCCGGGAGUUUCUGUUCCGGAGCCGAGGCUUCAGUGAGUCGAGCCCAGGCUCCAGCCAACACGGGAUCUUCGGGCCGAACCCGGGCAGCCUUCACUCCGAGCCUCCGGGGCAUCUGCUGUUCCCCGGGAUUCAUGAGCAAGGAGGAUCCCACUCGUCCCCAAACGCUCACGUCCUCAACGGUCAGAUGCGCCUGGGUCUACCCGGGGAAGUGUUCGGCCGCUCGGAUCAGUGCCCCAGGACUGACCCUUACUCGGCGGCUCAGCUCCACCACCCCAACUAUAGCCACAUGAACAUGAGCAUGAAUAUGGCAGCGGCUCACCACCACCACGGCCCCGGAGCUUUCUUCAGGUACAUGAGGCAGCCCAUCAAGCAGGAGCUCAUCUGCAAGUGGGUCGACCCCGAGCAGAUGAGCAACCCCAAGAAAUCGUGCAAUAAAACUUUCAGCACCAUGCAUGAGCUGGUCACCCAUGUCACAGUGGAGCACGUCGGCGGACCCGAGCAGACCAACCACGUCUGUUUCUGGGAGGAGUGCGCCCGGGACGGCAAACCCUUCAAAGCCAAAUACAAACUGGUGAACCAUAUCAGGGUGCACACGGGAGAGAAGCCGUUCCCCUGCCCUUUUCCCGGCUGCGGAAAAGUUUUCGCCAGGUCCGAGAACUUAAAGAUCCACAAACGCACCCAUACAGGUGAAAAGCCAUUUAAGUGUGAGUUUGAAAGCUGCGACAGGCGCUUCGCCAACAGCAGCGACAGAAAGAAGCACAUGCAUGUGCACACUUCAGACAAACCCUAUCUGUGCAAAAUGUGUGACAAGUCCUACACACAUCCCAGCUCUCUAAGGAAACAUAUGAAGGUGCACGAAUCGUCACAAGGUUCGGAGUCCUCACCGGCAGCGAGCUCUGGUUAUGAGUCGUCUACUCCCCCGGUCCUGGUUUCUCCGUCUACCGACCCCCAAAACAGCAAUAAUUUAUCUCCUGCCUCGUCUGCAGUGCACACUAGCGCCGGCAUUUCCUCCAACUUCAAUGAAUGGUACGUUUAAAGAGCAAAGAAACGCAAAAACACACACACACAUAGACACACACAACACACACACACACACACGCAAAGACUACAGGCCUCCAACUUGGGAGAUCGGCGUCAGUGCUAACUUAACGUUAAAAACAAAAUGUAAAAACAAACUUUUUCCAAGUUAAUGGGAAACGGAGAACACUGUAACCCUUCCGUACAAGCAAUAUCCAGUUCCAGAGAUUUUGCAGAGGCGAAGAUCAGCAUUAUUUAUAUCUUACUGAAUGAACCUUUUGACUACUUUUCCAACUUGGAACACAGUUGCAGCCUGUUAGUAUGAACUGUACCUGGAAUCCUUGAUGAAAUACAAUUAUUCUGCGGUGACUAUGGAUAUCUUUCCUAAGGAGACAUGACAUUUCCAGAUUGCGCACAAAAUGGAAGCUUGAAGGACACAGAAAUGAUUUCCUUGUCGCUGUGUUUUAAUGUUGAGAUUUAUGUCACCUUUUUUCAGGGCGACCGAUUGUAGAAUCUUCAUGCAAUUCUAUAGAGUGAAACCUGUGCCAAAGUCAAAUUGCAGUUCACAAACACACACAAAAAUGCAAAUAAUUGCUUGUGAAUGUAUUUUUUUUUCUCUCUGUUAGCUGGGUUUUUAAAUCUUGUGAUGUUUUGUGCUUUGCCAGUUUGAAUUGUGAAAUGCUCUUGGAGAUUGUGAAAAAAAAAGGUUGUGCCGUUAAUUUUGUAACAACAAAUACUCAUUCUGUAAAUAACCGCGUUGCCAUAUUUAUCCCAUUUGUAAUUAAAUUAUGGUAUUAACUUGCUACACAUGAAACAAUAUUUAUAAAGAAUGUUUCUUAACUAUAAAUAUGUACAAUCGUGAGUUAAACAUGAGAGUGUUCGGAUGGCUUUGUUUUAAUUUCUAGAUAAAGCAACGUUUUCCCUUCAUGUGCGAUGUCCUGAGAUCAUUAACAGCAUACAAAUAAAUAAUAAAACAUGUUGCCAGUGGA